Tripterygium wilfordii is the source of this 1483-nucleotide messenger RNA. Its product is annotated as B3 domain-containing protein REM20-like. The record is from RefSeq and is a predicted model, not a curated record. The coding region runs from base 261 to 1217 and encodes 318 amino acids. Lineage: Eukaryota; Viridiplantae; Streptophyta; Magnoliopsida; Celastrales; Celastraceae. The transcript has 5 exons. Gene Ontology annotation, molecular function: DNA binding.
GCCACGGGGCAGGACCCAGUGAAAUUGUUCCUCCUCCUCCUCGUCUCUUCUCGUCCAACUCUGGUACUGGUGGACUUGGCUUCCCCAUCGACCUCCCCAGUGGCCGUUCCUUCUUCCGCAGAUCAACUGGCAGAUUGCCCGAUGGACGCCACCUGAUCGACUUCCUUUGAUAGAGGCCCUUUCAAUUUUACAGAGCGUUUCUGCUGUGAUAAAGAUUACACAUUUAAGAACAUCUCGAGGACCCAAAACCUCACUGAACCAUGAAUGUUUGCGAGAAUAUUCGGAGCUACGAGAAGUUCCCCACAUUUUUCAAAGUUUAUCUUCUGGAGCAUAGCUCUGAAAGAAUGAAAAUACCGAAUGCUUUUAUUGCGCGCAUAGGCCUAGUUUUGCCAGAAAAGGUGAUCCUUAGAUUUCCCCCUGGGAGAACUUGGCAUGUGAAGGUGAUCGAAGUGGAGAAUGAAUUUUUUUUUGGGAAGGGUUGGAAGGAAUUUGUCAAGGAUAACAAUGUUGAGCAUGAAGACUUUUUAUUUUUCAAAUAUAAUGGAAGAAAUAUGUUUGAUUUCAAAUUAUUUGGGAAAUCUGGAACUGAGAAGCUCGAGAGGGAUGAAGUGGAGGAGAUGGUGAUAGAAGAAGAGGAGAAGGAGGAAGUGGAAGAGGAAGAUUGUGACGAUGAGAGUGACCAUGAUUAUGAUUACAAUGAAGAAGAAGAAGAAGACACUGAAGAAGAAAAAGUAGAGAUGGAAGAGGAAGAGGACAAUGAAGAAGAAGAAGCAAAAUCUUCCAGAAAGAGAAGCAAGGAAAUGAUUGGCGAAUUUAAAGCCCAUAUUGGUUUGAAUUCAGGCGCUGGCUUUAGAGAGAACACUACUGUCAAAACUGAAGAAAUUGAUGAAUCUGAACCUGAACUGGAAGGCUAUGCUCACCUCAGGAAUCCCUACUUCGUCACAAAAGUGAGGAUGUGGAAUGAAAAUUUAUUGCUUGUCCCUCAUGAUUGGAUGAGAAAACAUAAGAUUACACUCCGGGGGAAGGUAACUUAUCUCGGUCCACAAGGGAGGCAACGGUCUGGAACAGUUGUUGAGUGGACAGAUGGUCGAAGAUGGAUUAAUGGGUGGGGAGAUUUCUGCAAAGCAAACAACAUAAGAUUAAAUGAUUCUUGCAUCUGUGAAUUACUGCCAGAGCAAAGGGGUAAUGUCUUGCGGGUUCACAUUGUUCAGAAUUGAUCCCUACCUUUGCUCAAAGUUUCCACACUUACUGUAUAUUCAAAAUUCAAUCUUUCUCCUUAGGAUGGCAAGGAUGUUUCCUUGUCAUCUGCAAAAGCUGUUAGGUGUAAUCUGCAACAGUUAUAAUCCUACUUUGUAGGAUUAGGCCAAAUAUAUGUCAACUUCUAUUCUAGUGGAUGAACCUUAGCAGCAAACCUACUGUGAUGACCUUUGAUGUAACACACAUUUUCCAAGUUAAUUCUGAGUAUGAUUUUCAUGUGGGGUUA